Messenger RNA from Plectropomus leopardus (leopard coralgrouper), 9695 nucleotides. The record is from RefSeq and is a predicted model, not a curated record. Lineage: Eukaryota; Metazoa; Chordata; Actinopteri; Perciformes; Serranidae.
UGUUACAACAGCAAAGGAGCCAAGGACCGAUAAAGAUCAAACAAGUGCCCAUGUCGAAAAAGUGCCAGAAAAUAAAGACCUGACAUCAGCUAGUGUACAGAGAGAAAAAGCUGCAGUCAAGAAGACCAUGGUGGAAGUGACAACCAAGGAAAAACCCAAAGAGGUCAAGGAUCGUGAUGUGCAAGAUGUGCCUGCUAAAGUGCCAACAAAAGACAAGAAUGUUGCACCCCAGAGACUGGAUCAAAAGACUGUUGGGAAGGAGAAAGUCUACAAAGCGGCUGAGGUGCGCACUUUACAACCAGCUACACAGUCCACUACAGAGAUGUAUGAAAUCACAUCUGUUACAACAGCAAAGGAGUCAAGGACCGAUAAAGAUCAAACAAGUGCCCAUGGCAAAAUAGUGCCAGAAGACAAAGACCUGACAUCAGCUAAUGUUCAGCCAGAAAAAGCUGCAGUAGAGAAGGCCGUGGUGGAAGUGACAACCAAGGAAAAACCCAAAGAGGUCAAGGGUCGUGAUGUGCAAGAAGUGCAUGCUAAGAUAUCGACAAAAGAUAUUCCCGUUGCACCCCAGAGCCUGGAUGAAAAGACUGUUGGGAAGCAAGAAAUCCACAAAGGGGCUGAAGUAAGCAUUUUAAAAUCAGGUACACAGACCACUACUAAGGAGCAUGAAAUUGUGUCUGUAACAAUAGCAAAGAAGCCAUUAACCGGUAAAGACCAAACAAGUAUCCAGCCCAAAAAAGUGCCAGAAAACGAAGACCUGAUAUCAGCUAAUGUUCAGCCAGAAAAAGCUGCCGUGGAGAAGGCCGUGGUGGAAGUGAAGACCAAGGAAAAAUCCAAAGAGGUCAAGGAUCGUGAUGUGCAAGAAUUGCCUGCUAAAGUGCCAACAAAAGACGAGCAUGUUGCACCCCAGAGACUGGAUCAAAAGACUAUUGGGAAGGGGAAAGUCCACAAAGGGGCUGAAGUAAGCAUUUCACAGCCAGGUACACAGUCUACUAUUAAGGAGCAUGAAAUCCCAUUUGAUACAAUAGCAAAGGCACCUAGGAUUGAUGUAGAUCAAACAAAUAUCCAGGGUGAAAAAGUUCCAUUAAGUAAAGACCUGACAUCAGCUGAUGUUCAGCCAGAGAAGGCUGCAGUCAAGAUGAGCAUCGUUCAAGUGAAGACUGAGGAAAGAUCCAAAGAGGUCAAGGAUCGUGGUGUCCACGAAAAACAUGCGGAAGUGUCACCACAGGACAUGCAGGAUGCACCCAAGAGCUUUGAUGAAACGUCAGUGAAAAAGGGAGACAUUCACAUGGGUGUACAUGAAUACAAACCUGUCACAGUAGAAAAGGAAUCAAGGAUGGAAUCAAUCAAACAGUUAGAGACAGUUAAAGAAAGCAAAGAUGUAACCGCAUCUAACCUUCAGGCUGGCAAGUCUUCAAUUGAGAUGACUAGGGUAGAAGUACGAGAAACCUUCACUGAAUCCCCGUUGGAACCCAGUGUGGUCCUUAGAGCCCAAACGGAGAGUCGGGUAAUAGAUGUAAAGGGUAAAAAGAAUGAUGAGGAAAAGGAGGGGAGGAAGAGGACAAUUCCAGAUGCCGAAAAGGAAAAGAUGGCCAAGGUAGAAAUCCUUCCAACAACCUCAACUACUGCUGAAGAGAGGCUGCAGAGAAUGGAUUCACCACAGGAGCAGCUGUACAAGGCUGACAAGAGAUCACCCACAUCACUGCAGGCAGUUCAGAAAUCCUCAACUGGCAUCAUCUGGGGUGAUGUAAGCCUGCUGGAGGGAUUGCCCUCUCGAGUAAGUAAAGGUCAAGCUGGAAGUGUUGUCAAGACCGAGAAACUUGUUCUGGGGGCACCAGAAGGAUAUGCCACGAGGAGCAUGUUCACAGAAAUUCAGAUACUCUCGGGGACAGGACCCAGCAGUCAACUUACUGAGGGUAAACCACUGGAGGCUGCUUCAAGGGCUCUGAUUACUUCCACCAGUGAUUUAGACAGCCUUCUAAGCAGGCUGGUAUCUAAGGUCCUAAGCUGCAAGAACCACCCAGCUGAGCUCAAUCCAACAGCCAUGGCCCAGCAGCUGGAGGAGGCUCAGGAGUGCAGAGAGACUGCCCAGGCGCAGUUGUCAUGGCUUACUCAGCUGAAAGGAGCAGUUCCUGAGAACAAAGAAGCCCUGGAGCAUGUGGAGGACCAGUGGAGUACUGCUGUUCAGGACACAACUGCUGUCAUCCAGAGUAAAGAGGCACAGCUGCAGCUGGUGACUGAUUACUGCACACAGACCCAAGCAGCAAAGACCACACUGGAGAGACUGACUGCAGAACUGGAUGCUGUCAGAAUGUCCCCACAGGAGAGCAGCUCCAAGGAGGCAGAGCGACUGUGCGCCUUACAAAGAAGUAUGGAGGAGAAGAGAACAUUACUUGGGGACUUACUUGUUACCCAUACCAAGUUAUGUCUCCACCUCAGCUGGUCUGAACGAACAACUGCACAGACUGAACUAAAGAACAUACAAGAGAAAUGGGGUGACCUGGAAAGAGCUGUGGAGAGGACAUUGUAUCACACAAAUGUCCAUAAGAAGGAGACAAGCAGCCUUCUGUCAGUGAUAUCAGGUCUUCAAGGACAUUUGGAGAGAAUCGGCAAAGACCUUGAAGUCAAAUCUCCUUCAGCUACACAGUGGAAUUGCAAGAAGGCGCAGCAGCUGAUGGUGGCAAAUGCUGAUGUUAAAGCUGCCCAGCAAAAAUACCUUCAUUUGCAGCAGCUGUCAGAGGUGCUACUCCUCAACUCACGAAGGGAGGAGGAUACAACUAAGAUACAGCAGGGGCUUCAGAGGAUCAAAGACCAACUUUGCCACACAGAAAAACUAGUGUCCUCACAAACUCAGAGCAGCAGCAACCCCAUCAUGAAGAAAAUUAUCGUGGUGAUGAGGGACGGCUUUGCCUGGGCAAAGCAAACAGAAAGCGACAUUGAGGGCAGGAGGAAGAGGGUGGCUCUGCUUCCUGAGGAGGUGCACAGGCAGCUCAGAGAUCUGAAGAAGCUGCAGUCUGAGGUCAUGGCCAAACAGGGCCAACUGGAGUCACUGGUGGAGGAGGUGACGGAGCUACUUCCACAGCUUGACCAGGCUGAGGAGGUGCCAAUGGUGCGCUCCUCUCUGGAAUCCCUUGAAGAACUUUCAAAGUUGACUACUGAGAAGCUAGCCAGGGCUGUGAGAGAGAUAGAGUCAGGACUGCAGACCAGGGAAAAGAUGUCAGAGCAGGUUGCUGACCUGGACUCCUGGGUUUUGGCUCAUCUGCAUAGAGAUGUCUCCAGGAGUCCGGACAGUGAGCUCAGGAGCCCAGCUGAAGUCGAGCGUAGAGUUCGUCAGAUCCAAGAGACCCUGGCUGAGGCUGAGAAGCAGGCCGCUGUCUGUGAGGCUCUUUUAAUGAAGAGUAAAGACAUAGCCUCUGAACUCAGCAUCAUGGAGAACUGUCAGCUUUAUGACAAGCUCACCAACCUCCAGGAGGAUAUUAGAGCCAUCAGCAGCUACGAGAAAGCCAACAAAAACGAGCUGGACAAACUCACCCAAACUGUAGAAUCAAGCAAGAAUAACCUGGCCACUAUUGAAACAAGCUUGAGGCAGAUGUUAGUAGAUCUUAGCAGACACAGGUUCCCAAUCACAAGCGAGUCCCUGCAAGCUGUGGAGCCUUUCAAACACAUGAUUUUGGAGCACAAGUCCCAGGUUGACCUUCUGCAACCUUGGAUUCCCCGGGAAAAGUCAAGGGAAGUGUAUUCAGUCAUUUCUGAAAUCCUCAGCAAAAUGGUCACCAUGGAAAUGAAAGCCGCUGGUCAGGAGAAGUACCUGAACAAGAGGCAGUGUGUGGAGGACCUCAGGGAGAACAUUCAGGAGCAGGUCCAUCUGACCAAAGAUGACAGCAGGGAGCUGGAAGACAAGUACAAAGUCUGUCAGACCCUCCUCGCACAGCUUCCUCUUAUUAAGUAUAUGACGAAAGACGCUGGCUCCAAGCUCCAGAUGAUCUCUGCUGACCUGUACCCCUCACAGCUGAGCACAGAGCAACAGAGACUGAAACAAAACAUCAAGAGCCUUGACACCUUGGAGAUGACGCUCUACAACAACCUCAGCAUUAUUGAGUGGAACCUGCUGAAGGAUCUGGACCUCAACUCAGAAAAGGCAACCACCCAAGAGUUUCUCCGGAAGACCCUGAAGGAGUUCCAAAAACUCCCUGUGUUGGAGCCAGAUGAAACAGUAAUCGACAAUGAAUACCAGAGAGUAAUCUCUUUGAGAAAGACUGUUGAUUCAAAAAUGAGAGCGCUGGAGGUUCUGGAGCAAAAGAAGGGAAACAAACGAGGAAGUGGAUCCAAAGAUCUGAUGGACUUGAAGAACGCAGUCCUCAGUGAAUGUGACUCACAAAUGGAGAAAAUCUCCCAGGCCAAGGAGUCUCUGAGAGGCUACACAUGUUCUGUUAGACAGGCAGCACAAUUCCUGAGGGACAUCGAGGUCUCCCUGCUGCCGCCACAGGGUUCAGCUGGACUCUGCGCCGAACGGCUGGAGGAGACCCAGCAGGCUUUGGUUUCGCUGCAGCAACAGUUUCAGACUCAUGUGGAGCAGCUCCAGCGUCAGACUGCCCUGCAUCCUUACCUGUGCCCCCAGAAGGUGGAGCAACUCCAGGAGAAUAUUCUGAGCCAGCUCCUGGUGAGGAUGUCUACACUCCAGGCGAAGGGCCACCUGCGACUGGAGCGUCUCAGCAGUUGUGCAGAACAUCACAGAAAAUACAGCAAGUGCCAAGAUGAAAUCAUCCAGAGUGUGAAGAGCGCAGAGAACAGCCUCUCACAGUUCAUCUGUCAAAAGGUCACCUGUCUCGCUGACUGCACUGACCAGCAAACCAAGCUUGGAGUGCUGUCUGAGGAGGUGGAGUCCCUGCAGAAGAAACUAGAGGAGCUUAAAGAGUGGUGCCCAGAGCAGAGCUGUCGUGGAGGCAGGGAGGCCACCGUGGCUGCUAUCUGGAAACGUGUAUCAAGACUACGUCGCUGCACACAAGAGCUGACAACUCGGAGUAAGCAGAGGAUCGCAGAAUGGAGCGAAAUAACCAACAGUGUGGAGAAGGCCUCCACUCUCCUGGAGCAGGUGGAGGCGGAGCUACCAGACAGCUCCCGGAUGAAGGCUUCCACUGAGGACCUUCAGGACCUGCUGCAGUCCUGGGAACAGUACCAGGACAGACUGGACUGCGAACACAGAGCCCUGUCCGCACUGGAACUGCGCACGGCCCGGCUGCAGUGUGUUCCCGCCCACCUGGAGCAGGCUCCUCCCACUCCACUCUGUCAGCAGCUUCAGGCGAUGCAGGGGCGCUAUGGCAGUGUGAAGCAGAGGAGCAGGGAGGGUCUGAAGGCAGCCAGGAUGGAGCUGGAGGAGAGAGAAAAGGUCAGAGAGGAGCUGCAGGGCGUGCGGGUUUGGCUGCAGGCUGCAGAUGGUCUUCUGUCCCAGAUGGAGCACAGCAGCAGCACACAGGAGCUUCAGGAGGUUCACAGCCAGCUGUGUAACCAGAAGGCUUUGCUCCAGCGCAUCAUGGAGAGCCUGAAGAUGAAGUACUCCGACAUGUACACUCUGGUCCCGGUCGAGAUCGAUGGCCAGCUACAGGAGGUCAAACAGUCGCUGCAGCAGGUGGAAGUAAAGGUGGGAGAGGCUGUGGAGAAGAGUGGUCCCGUCCACAGACUCGGGGCAAAGCUGUCUGAGAUCCAGGCCGGCCUGAUGUCAGUCCAGAAAAGACUUGAACAGAGAAGCCCUAAUGUGACUCAAGCAAAGAUCACCCAGAAGCGUGUGUGGGACGAGCUGGACGUGUGGCACUCGUGUUUGGCGGCGCUGGAGGUGGACAUGCAGGACUUGGAGAAGCCAGAGGAGGCGCUGGCCCUCACUGAGAGACUUGUGGAGGUCCAGCAGCUUCACUCCCGUCUGGCCAAACAGGCGGAGCAGAGGACCACCCUCCUCAGCAAGAUCCACACGUGGCUUCAGCAGCAUCAGGAGAUGAUCACCAGCUCUAAAACCUGGAUGGCUGAGGCCAAGUCGUGGCUCGCCACCCCUUGUAUCUACACCACCUCUAAAUGUCUGAGCAGCCAUGUUCGCACUCUGCAGAUGGUGUUGGAUGACUCGGCACAGAUCCGAACCACCCUGCAGGGAUUCAGCUCGGUCCUGAAGGAAAUGUCACCAGUUUGUGACAUCACAACUCUCCAGGAACAGCUGAUCGAAGCCGAUCAACAAGUGGCUAACGUUCAAGACAGCUUCACCGCUCCUCUGUCUCAGCUGGGGCACGCUGCUGAUGAGGUGGAAGCCAUUGAAAGUGAAGUCAAACGGAUGGAGAGUGAUGUAGCUGAGGUGAAGACCUUUUUAUCAUCUCCAGAGACUUUCCCCAGCCCCAGAGAAGAAAGUCUCAAGGCUGUCGAGCAGAAGAUCCAGUCCAUGAGGAGGACAGUAGCUGAGAUCCAGAAGUGCAAACCCGGUCUUUGUCUGCCAGAGAAGGCUGAAGAGACUCUGACUGUCUUUGGUGUAGUGGAUCAGCUCCAGACUCUGCUGCUGGAACUGGAGAAGAAGGUCCCUGCUCUGUUCAUCCAGCAGCCUCCCACUCCGGUCCAGGCCAAAGCUCCAUCAGCUCAACAGCAGACCUCUCCACCUCAACUCCUGAAACCCACUUCAGAGGAGGCUGAGAAGGACGACGUGGACCAAGGCGAAAUCAGAAUUGUCCGUGUUAAAGAGGACCUACUGAAGAGAACCGGAGCGUCGCUGCAGACUGUGGAGCAGUCCUCACCUGAACAGAGAUGGUCCAUGACAUCUGAAAGCACUCAGCAGUGGGAGCAUCAGGGCGUGCUCCAGGCUGAAGAAGCCACAGAGAAAACAGAGAGUCAAGAGCAGAGAGUGGAAGAAGGUGGAGGAGGUGUUUUAUGGUGGCUCUGGGAUGCUUUCCUGGGCGCUUCGCCAGAGGAACCUAUGGUUGUUGUCCCACAAGAGACUGAAGGUGCCACUGAACAAACCACUGAACAGACUGGAGAAGUUAGACAGGAUGUUGAGGGCCCCACUGACACCACAGAAGCAAGUUCGUCCGAAGCUUUAUCAAAACCUGCGGGCACAGUCAGAACUCAGUCACAGCCUGAGAGCAUGGUAAACACAGCCUCCUCCAAACCCGACUCUGGGCAGCAGCAGAAAUGUGUAGUCUCCUAGAUGUAGAACUUGUAUGAUUAGAACUUCUCACUUUUGAUCUAAGCAUUGAACUUCCAGCUUUUUCUAGAGCCGUGUGCUGAAGCUCCCUCUCUGGGAGCAGACCUAGAUAGUUCUGCCUGCUCUAGAAUCAGCCUUUGACUUUGAGUUUUCUCUUGACUCCGUUCAUUCUAAAACCAAUCGUAGAACUUCAGAGCUCUUCUAAAACCUUCUCUAGAAUCUCUGUUUCAUUCAGACCUGUCAUUUCUUCUAGAACGAAGCCUAAAACAUAAAUGUUUACAACCUAUGUUAGAUCUCACAAUCUCUUCUAGACUCAACAUUAGAACUCCUUAGAACGAGGCCUAACUUUAAAGUUUCCUCUAGAAUGUUAUAGAGGAAACUUUGAACUCCCCGUUCUUCUAGAACGAACAAAUACAGAGUUUUUUCUUAAGUUCUUAGUUUAUAAUUCCAAGUUCACCUGGGUAUAAGUCUAGAGCUCAAUAGUCUAGAUGCAGUACAACCUAUUCUAGACCUCCCAAGAUCUCUAGAUUUAACCAUAGAACUGAAUUCUAGAUCUAAGUUCUUGAGCUCUGUCUAUAAUGCCUAAUUCUCAUAGACACAAGUCUAGAGCUCGCUCAUCUAGAGACAGUACACCCAUUCUAGAUCUCCCAAGAUCUUGUAGAUCAAAUCAUAAAACUUUGUGUCUUCCAGACUCAAGUCUGGAUCUAAGUUCUAGAGCUCUGUCUAUAAUACCUGCUUCUCAUUGACAAGUCUAGAGUUCACUAAUCUAGACACAGUUCAACCCAUUCUAGAUCUCCCAAGAUCUUGAAUAUUAAACUUUGUUUAAAAAAUGAUUAAUAAAUCUACUUUCUCAAUGUCUUCUGGAGUCAAGCCUAGAUCUAAGAAUCCAUCUCGAAUCUUGUCAAACAAGCACUGGAACUCCCACAGUGCUUUCUGUAGAACACUGGGACUCCCAAAUUCUUCUAGACCAAAGUCUAUAACCCUUCCUCUAUACUCAGAUCUAGAGCUCAAUCUGGCUUGUGAAACCACCUUAGCCUUGAAACCACCAUCCUCUGGUCUAAUAGAACCAAACCAAGAACACCAUUUUGUUUUUCUAGAUCUCCCAUCUUCUAGCUCUAACUGUAGAACUUCUAGUAACCCUUUAGAAUUCUCGUAGAACAAGACCUGGAACUUGCUUUUGACUUUUUCUAGAGCUAUUUCUCGACAACCAAUCUGAGAACUCUUAUACACUUUUAGAACUAAAUCUAGAACCUUCAGUUUCCUAGAACCAUGUGUAGAGCGCCUGAGAUAUUCUAGCGCCAAACCAGAUUUCUGGGUUCCUCUUGAAAUGUCUCAACCGUCAGUGCAUUUACAUGGCAGAAGUUCUAGAUUUUGGCUUCCAGCAGUUCAGAGCUGUUUGUUUACAUUUGAAAUUUAAAUGUUUCUCCCUGCAGUAUAAAAUAGAGGGCAGGACUAAGUACUCAAAAAAAAAAGGUGUGUGCCAAAGACGUACUUAUUCCAGACUUGUGUGUUUACAUGAAGGACUACUGAGUUUUUCUAUUCUCUGAAUAAUUCUGCGUAUUCAUUGACAAGUGGUCACCACUAAGAUGUGAGAAGUGGUUGACAGGGUGACAGUUACUCUUUUACCAAAAACAUAAAUCAGACUGGUGAUAUUUAGCAUGCGUGGGUGGAUGGUUUUUGGUCUGAAAUAAGCUUUUGCAUGGACCUUAAUUCUGAUGGGUUAAAAUGUUUUUAUAAAAGGCAAAAAAGUGUACUAAUAGUCAUACUGUGUGAACCAUGUUUUUAUAAUGUAUCAUAUAGGGAAUGGUGAUUCAAAAUAGUUAAAACCUUUUGUUGUUGAUCUUUCAUUUACUCUCUGAGCUCAUUUACCAGCAAAUGCAGAGCAUAUUUGUCAAAAUAAACUUGCUUGCUUACAUGCAUCUGGCUUUUAAAUUUCCAUAAGCUGAACAUAACAUUACAUUGUUGUUUACAGAGUUGAUUGAUUAACUGGGUAAUUAUUACGUCAUUAAAAUUGCUCAGUCACUGCCUGGCAGCAGGAGAGUGUGGAGAAAGAUUCCCGCUUUGUUAUGAAUCAGCAUAUUAACCUUCUCUCUCUACAAUGCAGAUUUUGUACUUAAGAAUAGUUACUUUUUCUAAGAUUACUGUUGGCCAUGAAAAUGCACUGGUUUGACAUGAUUACUGAUUAACACGCCACUGUUGGCAGGUGAAAACAAUAUAACUCCAAAUUUAUCUUUAGUUUAAUUUAACUUAAAAGAUUAUACUAAAAUAAUCAAAAACAGAUGUUACUUGUGCAAGAUCCUUAAAGGCUCAUUUUUCCAUUUAUAUAAAUUUAAGACGGCAACAACACCAAAGAAGCCGCCAUUUUUGGAGAUACAAAGUUUUCACCUGGAAUCAGCGGUACUGAGAUGUCUUAAGUUACAUGGCAUGUGAUGUACCUGUACAUUGUUAUACUUUUUGUCUUUCCAUUCUGUCUACAUAUCCAAACAAGCACAAAUACAAAUAAACCCACAUCAGUGAUCCACUC